This is a messenger RNA of Sarcophilus harrisii (Tasmanian devil), 4910 nucleotides long. It is a transcript of the gene COL18A1, whose product is annotated as collagen type XVIII alpha 1 chain. NCBI's taxonomy places the organism in Eukaryota, Metazoa, Chordata, Mammalia, Dasyuromorphia, Dasyuridae. The transcript is spliced from 41 exons. The coding region runs from base 135 to 4706 and encodes 1523 amino acids. The record is from RefSeq and is a predicted model, not a curated record.
UCCUCGCUUGGCUGCCAACUGGGAAGGGUGCUGGGAGCCAGAGAGCACAGACGGGCUGCCAGGGAGGAAUGGUGCAGGACUGCAGACUUGAGAACCUCGGGGUCCGGCACCCCAGCCAGCUCCCCGCCCUUUAGAUGGCGCCCCUUCCGAGCGCCGUGGCCCUCCUCUUCUUGUUGGCCGCUCACUGGCCCGGCGCCGGGGCUCAGUUUUUUAACUGGUGGGGCCUGAAGGCGACCGAAGCCCCCCCGGGAACCCUCCCGGCCACCUCGGCGCCUCAGGGCGGGCCUGCCCCCUCUGCAGGGCCCGCAGCCCCCAGCGCAGGCCCGGCAGCCGCGAGCAGCGCCCCCGGGGCGAUCCCGGAGGAGCUGACGGAGCCCGGCUCCCCCGCCCCCGCCAAUGCCAGCGCUGCCCCGACCCCCUCGCGGGCGCCCCCCGGGAGGGCGGACCUCAAGGAGGAGAACCUCGCCGGCGUGGGCGCCAAGAUCCUGAACGUGGCCCAGGGGAUCCGCAGUCUGGUUCAGUUCUGGAAUGAGAGCAGCGAAGCGGAGAGAUCCGCCGAGGGGGAGGCGGCGGCCGGCGCCCCCGCGACCCUUCCCACGCUCCCCUCGGCCGGGGCCGGGGCGGAGCCCAGCGCCCCGGGGAGCGUGAGCACCCAGGCUGCCGGAGAGGCUUCCCCGCCCGACGCCCCCCGCCCGACCUCCUCCUCGGCCCCCCCUCCGGGAAGCGGGGCCCCGGAGCUGGCCCCGGGACAGCCCUCGGCCCCUCCCCCAGGUAAAAACGUGAGCGCUGAGGUGAGCCUCGCGCAGCUGCUUGGGCAGCCGCCCCCCCAGCAUGUCUCCCAGGUCUACGACCCCGACAGCGGCCCGGCCUACGUCUUCGGGCCGGACGCCAGCGGCGGGCAGGUGGCGCGCUACCACGUGCCCAGCCCUUUCUACCGGGACUUCUCGCUGCUCUUCCACGUCAAGCCCACCAGCGCGCGGGCAGGGGUGCUGCUGGCGCUCACGGACGCGGCCCAGGCAGUCAUCUCGGUGGGCGUGAAGCUCUCGGCUCCACGUGGCGGCAAGCAGGACGUGCUCUUCUUCUACACGGAGCCGGGCGCCAGCGAGACGCGCACGGCGGCCAGCUUCAGCCUGCCCUCCUUCGUGAACCAGUGGACGCGCUUUGCCCUCAGCGUGGACGGUGACGAGGUGGCGCUCUAUGUCAACUGCAAGGAGAUUCAGAGGCUCCCGCUGGCGCGGUCUGCACAGGAGCUGGAGCUGGAGCCUGGGGCCGGCCUCUUCGUGGCCCAGGCAGGUGGCGCUGACCCUGAUAAGUUUCAGGGGGUGAUCUCCGAGCUAAAGCUGCGAGGGGACCCCCGGGUGACCCUGCUGCAGUGUCUGGAUGAUGACGAUGAAGACAGUGAUGGGGCGUCCGGAGACUUUGGAAGCGGAGAGUAUGAGCAGGGGGGAGCCUCGGGGUCGCACAUGGGAGGGCAACGGGAGAACCCUCGACGUCUUUCCUCCCAGGGGGCCCCCUUGUUGCCCAGGCUCCCCGAGGCCCCACCGGUCACGCUGCCGCCCCUGGACAGGAUCCCCACGAGUUCGCAGCCGAGCCUUGUGGAGGCAGGAGCCUCCUCUGGAGCUCAGCUCGCUCCUAGCGGGGAGGAGGGGGCCCAAGGCUCGGGCAGGCCUGAAGGGGCUCAGGACCAGGACGGGAGAGGAGCAGAGGAAGGCCCCAGAUACGAGACUCCAGGCUUGAAGGGGCAGAAAGGUGAGCCCGGGGCUCGGGGCCCGCCCGGGCCCGUCGGUCCCCAGGGCCCCGCCGGCCCCACUCUCCACAACCCAGACGGUUCCACGGCGCAGCAGGUCCCCGGGCCGCAGGGGCCUCCGGGCAAGGACGGAGAGCCCGGGGAUCCCGGUGAGGACGGAAAGCCGGGCGAGAUGGGGCCUCAGGGCUUCCCGGGAACCCCAGGAGACGUGGGGCCCAAGGGCGAGAAGGGAGAUCCUGGCAUUGGGCCGAUGGGCCCCCCUGGUCCCCCAGGACCCCCGGGACCUCCCGGACCUGCUUUCCGACCCGACAAGUUGACUUUUAUCGACAUGGAAGGCUCUGGCUUUGGAGGGGACCUGGAGAGCAUACGGGGUCCUCGAGGAUUCCCAGGGCCCCCGGGGCCCCCAGGCGUGCCAGGCUUACCAGGAGAGCCGGGGCGGUUUGGAAUGAACAGCACCGGUGGACCGGCCCCCCCGGGCCUUCCUGGGGUGCCAGGAAGAGAUGGCUCUCCCGGAUCCCGAGGACCCCCGGGCCCCGCAGGGCUUCCAGGAAAGGACGGGCAGCAAGGCCCCCAGGGACCGAAAGGAGACCGGGGCGACGUGGGCUCCCCAGGACUGAAGGGCAGCAAGGGAGAGGCCGGCCCGGUUGGCGCCCCGGGUGAAACGGGCUUGGCUGGUCUCCCGGGACCCAUGGGCCCUCGAGGACUGCCGGGCCCCCCCGGGCCUCCUGGCCCCGGCUGGAGAGCUGGAUUUGAUGACAUGGAAGGCUCAGGGGGGCCGUUCUGGAGCGCCGGCCCGGGCACGCGAGGGGCCGCGGGACCGCAGGGACUGCCCGGCUUUCCUGGGCUCAAGGGUGACCAGGGCGUGGCUGGACUCCCCGGAGAGAAGGGAGAUCCCGGCCUUCCUGGGCUGCGGGGGCGUGAAGGCGAGCCAGGGGCUCAGGGCCCAAAAGGGGAUGCAGGAAGCCCCGGGCAGAAGGGAGAACCAGGGAAGGAUGGGGUGGGGCAGCCCGGCCCCCCCGGGCCCCCCGGACCCCCGGGAGAGCUGACCUACGUGUCCGAGGACAGGAGAACACUGGCCGGCGUGGCAGGACGGGAGGGCAGACCCGGCUACGCUGGAUUCCCGGGCCCAGCUGGUCCCAAGGGAGAUAACGGGCUGCCGGGCUUCCCGGGAGCCAAGGGGGAGAAGGGUGAGCCUGGAAGGGUCCUCACGAUGGCUGAGAAAGGAGACAAGGGGGAGCAAGGCCACAGGGGGCCUCCGGGCCCAUACGGGCGGCCGGGGUACAAAGGCGAAAUCGGAAUGCCGGGAAGACCGGGCCGCCCGGGCAUGAAUGGCCUGAAGGGUGAGAAGGGGGAGCCUGCAGACGCCGGCAGAGGCGUAGGACCGAGGGGCCCUCCUGGACUCCCAGGGCCCCCGGGCCCCCCGGGCCCCCCAGGCUCCUUUGGUACUUCUUUCUAUGACAAUAAUGGAUUCCUUGAGCCCGGCCGCCCUGGGCCUCCGGGACUGCCAGGUUACCAAGGCCCCCCCGGAGCCAAGGGCGAUAAGGGAGAAGCCGGACCUGCCGGGCCGCCAGGGCUCCUGCCGUAUGAUUUCAGCUCCCUGGUUGAGCACAUGAAGGGAGAGAAGGGGGAAGCAGGCACAAAAGGAGAACGGGGGGAACCCGGCAGUGGAGGAUUUUUCAGCUCCGGAGUCCCGGGCCUGCCCGGCCCCCCUGGCCCCCCGGGGUACCCCGGAGUUCCGGGUCCCAAGGGAGAGAGCAUCAGGGGUCAGCCUGGGCCCCCGGGGCCUCAGGGGCCUCCGGGCAUAGGCUACGAGGGACGACAGGGCCCCCCCGGCCCCCCCGGCCCUCCAGGACCACCAUCGUUCCCGGGACCGCACAGGCAGACUAUCAGUGUUCCUGGCCCCCCCGGACCCCCAGGUCCCCCGGGCCCUCCCGGGACUUCAGGGACAUCAUCAGGGCAGCUGAGGCUGUGGAGCAGCUACCAGAGCAUGCUGCAGCAGGCCCACGAGGUGCCUGAGGGCUGGCUGGUCUACGUGGCCGACAGGGAGGAGCUGUUCGUGCGCGUGCGCGGCGGCCUCAGGAAGGUCCCGCUCGAGGCCCGGAUCGCGCUCUCGCGGGGGGUGGAUAAUGAGGUCGCGGUCCUGCAGCCGCCCGUGGUGGAGUAUUCCCCGGGGAACCCGGCGCCCGCGGGCAGCCUCCCGUACCCCCGCCGGGGCCAUCCGCACUCCACCGCCAAGCCGUGGCGGGCGGACGACAUCCGGGCCGGCCCUCUCCGCUUCCCCGAGCACGGCGGGCAGCACCCCCCGUACCCCGGCGUCCAGCAGCAGCACCACGACCGUGUCCCCAGCUAUCAUGGUGCCUACACCAACGGGCGGCCGGCCCAGCCCACGGCCGCGCUGCCGCACGCCCACCACGAUUUCCAGCCUGCGCUCCAUCUCAUCGCUCUCAACGGUCCCCAGAGCGGCAGCAUGCGCGGCAUCCGGGGGGCCGACUUCCAGUGCUUCCAGCAGGCCCGCCAAGUGGGCCUGAUGGGCACCUUCAGGGCCUUCCUGUCCUCCCGGCUGCAGGACCUCUACAGCAUCGUGCGCAGGGCCGACCGCAGCAACGUGCCCAUCCUCAACCUCCAGGACGAGCUCCUCUUUGACAACUGGGAGGCGUUGUUCUCCGGCUCUGAAGGCCAGCUCCGGCCAGGCGCCCGCAUCCUCUCUUUCGACGGCAGGGACGUCCUGCAGCACGCCGCCUGGCCACAGAAGAGCGUGUGGCACGGCUCUGACGCCCAGGGACGCCGGCUGACGGAGAGCUACUGUGAGACCUGGCGCACGGACCAGGGCACCGCUACCGGCCAGGCGUCCUCCCUGUUCUCGGGCAGACUGCUGGAGCAGAAGGCCGUGAGCUGCCACAACUCCUUCAUUGUCCUCUGCAUUGAGAACAGCUUCAUGACCUCCUCCUCCUCCAAGUAGGAGCCUCCUCUGCCCCCCAGGGGUGGCUGAGGGACGGACGGACGCACGGAGGACAGGCCGGGUUCCGGGGAUGGCCCACAGCCCGGCCCCAGAGGGGCCCCAGACUGGCUCUGGCCCAGCCGGCCAGUGUCCCAUGUGGCCGCCCCGACUUUCAUGUAAUCGCUGAAGAAAUAAAAAGAAGCCAAAGAGUGUAUUUUUAAAAAA